AUGAAGACUGUUACCUUUCUUCUCCUAAUGAUGAUCGGUUGUCUAGGAGGAUUAGGACAGAAGCUGAGACCAAAGAAAAGGAGCAAUGUUGAAGAAAUCCGUUUUCAGACUAAAGCCAAAGAUUCAUGCACAAUGACCGUGACUGGUGAUGAGGAAGUUAAACUCAGAAUUGAAUGCAGAAACCAAGGCAAGUCAUAUUGGUGUGAGUACAUUGGCAAACCUGCAGUUUGUCGUGCUUUCAAUAACAAUCCAAAGGCUUAUUGGAACCAGAUUGCCCUUGAACUUAGAAAACUUCCAAAUGCUUGCCUGUCCACCUCAGUGCUGAAGCCUGCUAUGUGCCAAAAGGCUCCCACAGAUGCUCACAUGAAGCAAGUAGCUUCCAGCUUGAAGCCAACUCGGAAUCCUAGCCAACAACCAGAUACCAACAAUCAGGGGAAGUCGGUCCAGAAAUCAUCAACUUCUCUGAAGCAGGCAGGAAAGAGCUCUAUCAAAAAAGCAGGGAAACCUAGACCAUCUACCCUGCUUCUUAUAAAACCAACCCAGCACAGUCAGGCAUCUGAAAAUGAAACUGAAGCAAUGAAGUUGGCACGAGAACAUUGCUGGGAAUCGCUGCACAAUUUCUGCUCCUACAUCAUCAGCUUCUUUAGAGGCUAAUUACUUCAGGGCAAAUUUUUUACUGCUGAAAAAGAGAUACCUACAGUAGUUUAAUGCAGUUUGUAGACUAAUGGCUUUUAGUUC
Alligator sinensis (Chinese alligator) is the source of this 738-nucleotide messenger RNA. RefSeq names its product fibroblast growth factor binding protein 2 (gene FGFBP2). Gene Ontology annotation, molecular function: growth factor binding. Bases 1 to 654 code for a protein of 217 amino acids. Gene Ontology annotation, biological process: cell-cell signaling. The record is from RefSeq and is a predicted model, not a curated record. The transcript has 2 exons. NCBI's taxonomy places the organism in Eukaryota, Metazoa, Chordata, Crocodylia, Alligatoridae.